Messenger RNA from Homarus americanus (American lobster), 2321 nucleotides. It is a transcript of the gene abs, whose product is annotated as ATP-dependent RNA helicase abstrakt-like. Bases 248 to 2110 code for a protein of 620 amino acids. Gene Ontology annotation, biological process: mRNA splicing, via spliceosome. The record is from RefSeq and is a predicted model, not a curated record. NCBI's taxonomy places the organism in Eukaryota, Metazoa, Arthropoda, Malacostraca, Decapoda, Nephropidae. Gene Ontology annotation, cellular component: spliceosomal complex. The transcript has 12 exons. Gene Ontology annotation, molecular function: RNA binding; ATP binding; RNA helicase activity.
GGUUGGCAACACUGCGCUACAGCAUCACAGAGUAAUAGAACAAUAUUUACUAUUCAUUGAUCCUACAUAUAGAAGAAGAAUUAUAACCAUGUUCUUUCAUACGACAACUGGUUCAAUAAGCAUAACCUUUUCAAACCUGUUUGAGGUAUAGCCAUCGUGUACAUCUUGUGUGAGAAUAUAAAGCCCUAUUUAUGACUUAGGAAGAAGAGAGAAUUACAGCAAGACUUCAACACUGAGCACUGUAAAGAUGGAUUCCACAAGCCCCAAAGUUAAGAGGUACAGGCGUGAUGACAGACACUCCAGUGAUGAAGAUGGUGAUUAUGAACCCUACAUCCCAGUCAGGGAACGCAAGAAGCAGAAGCUAAAACAAAUAUUAAAAAUAUCACAGGAUGAUGAUGAUAGUGGGGCCUAUAGUGGCCAUGAGAGAGAUGGAGGGAUACAAGAACAGGAUGUUCAGGAACUAGCACGAAAGAAUAACAUAUCUCUCCUCGACCAGCACACAGAACUUAAGAAAAUUGCUGAAGCUCGCAAGGAAUCUGAAUUGGAGAAACAACGAAGGGAGGAAAAGCGACUCUUAGAAGCUGUUGCAGAGAAGCGAGCACUCAUGGGUGUGUCUGAAUUAGCUCGUGGUGUACAGUACGAGGAUCCUGUAGUUACGGCAUGGAAUCCUCCAAAGCGCAUUCUGGCAAUGGACAACAAACGCCAUGAAAGGGUCCGCAGGAAAUACAAGAUCUUGGUGGAAGGAGAAGAUGUUCCUCCCCCACUUAAAUCAUUUGCCGACAUGAAAUUUCCACGGUGUAUUAUUAAGGCUCUUCAGAAGAAGGGAAUAGAGAAGCCUUCUCCAAUCCAGAUGCAAGGUAUUCCAGCAACCUUAAAAGGACGAGAUAUGAUUGGCAUUGCCUUCACUGGCAGUGGGAAGAGCAUGGUGUUUAUAUUGCCCAUUGUUAUGUUCUGUCUUGAACAAGAGAAAAAGCUUCCAUUUAUGAGCAAUGAGGGGCCAUAUGGUCUCAUCAUUGUGCCAUCUCGUGAGUUGGCCAAACAAAUAAAAGACAACAUUGAUUAUCUCUGCAAGUUCAUUGAAGCUGAUAAUUUACCUGAAUUAAAAACUUGUCUUGCCAUUGGUGGAGAGCCAGUAGCAACAGCACUUCAGAUCAUUCGAAAGGGCGUUCACAUCAUGGUGUGCACACCAGGUCGGCUGAUUGAUAUGCUGGACAAGAAGAUGGUACGUCUUGAUGUGUGCAGAUAUCUGGUGAUGGACGAGGCUGACAGAAUGAUUGAUAUGGGCUUUGAAGAGGAUGUUCGUACUAUUUAUUCCUACUUUAAAGCCCAAAGACAGACUCUUCUCUUCUCAGCCACAAUGCCUAAGAAGAUCCAGAACUUUGCCCGAUCUGCCCUAGUGAAGCCCGUAACAGUAAAUGUUGGCAGAGCUGGAGCCGCCUCCAUGCAGGUCAUCCAAGAGGUGGAGUAUGUAAAGCAGGAAGCCAAAGUGACCCACAUUUUGACUUGCCUCAACAAAACAUCUCCUCCAGUUCUUAUCUUUGCUGAGAAGAAGCAGGAUGUUGACCUUAUACAGGAAUACCUGUUGCUGAAAGGUGUCACAGCUGCAGCUAUACAUGGAGGCAAAGACCAAGAGGAGAGAUCGGCUGCUGUUCAAGCCUAUCAGAGAGGGGACAAGGAUGUUCUGGUUGCCACUGAUGUGGCCUCAAAGGGUUUAGACUUCCCUGGCAUCCAACAUGUGAUCAACUAUGACAUGCCAGAUGACAUUGAAAACUAUGUCCAUCGAAUUGGCCGUACUGGUCGAUCAGGGCAACACGGUGUGGCCACUACAUUCAUCAAUAAAGCCAAUGAUGAAUCAGUGUUGUUGGAUCUUAAACAUUUGCUGAUUGAGGCCAAACAAAAGGUUCCUCCAUUCUUGACAAUGGCUGGGGGAUGUGAUGAAGAACUUAUGGAUUCCCUUGAGGCUGGUGGAGGAGACGAGCGUGGAUGUUCGUACUGUGGUGGUCUGGGUCAUCGCAUCACUUCCUGUCCUCGCUUGGAAGCGAUGCAGAAUAAACAAGCCGCAGGAAUUGGCCGUAAAGAUUAUCUGGCAGCAAAUGCCGCUGACUAUUAAUCAGGAAUUGUGUUUAAGGGAUGAUGCAUUAUUCCCUUUGCUAGUUUAGCAGUUUGAUCUUAAUACAAUAAAUAUGUACUGCACUCCUUGACCAUUGAAACAAGAAAUUUUGGUGUUCCUCACUGCCUGUAAAUUUUUUAAGAUUUGUUAUAACUCUGGAGUUGAUGAACUACCGGGUAAUUACGAAUUUCAAUAAUUAUUUCUAAGACAA